CCGACUUCUUACUAAGAGAUUUCAGAGAAAUGUGCUGCCGAAAUUGAAAGAAAAUAAUUGUCUGCCAUUAAGCAUUUAAAUUAAAUUUAGUGUGCGGUAUUUGCUUUAAGCCUGUGGACAUAAACUUCGAAGUAACCUGACAUAUUGAUUGGGCUUCCAGCAAGCAAUUGCCAAUUUACUUUGUUGGUGGUAUCUGAUUUGAGCAUCCAAAAAUGGACCGCAAUGUCAGAGCUCGACCUCGUCAUCCGUCUGGAAUGCGCGGUCGCGAUAUUGGAAUGUUCUAUCGCAACCUAUCGAAAAGGAAACAAUCAAAGACAGAUACGCCCACGAUUAAAUUGGGUCCAUGCGUGAGUGUUCCCCAAACCGUGUUGGCCAAGGUUGAAGAGAGCUUACGUCGUUUCGAGCAGAGCUGUGAAGAUGAGAAGGUGUUGAAAGAUUUUGAAACACAAUUUCGGCAUUUGCUUUGCGCCGAUUUCGAAGAUUUCAUUAUCAGUACCAAGUCGGCCAGUGUGGAGCUACAGGACAAUGAAUUCCAAAAUCAACGCUACAAAUCCGAGGUGUUGGCAAAGGAACGUGAUCCAGAGUUCCAACAGCGAUAUGAGCAACGUCUAAAAUUACCGACUAUGAAGCAAAGUGAACGCAUAUUGGCAGCGAUCAAAGAAAAUCAAGUGCUACUAAUUGUUGGUAGCACCGGGUGUGGUAAGACCACGCAGGUACCACAACUCAUUUUGGAUGAUUACAUCUUUAACAAUCGUGGUUCGCAAUGUCAUGUGGUGUGUACGCAACCGCGUCGUAUUUCCGCGGUAACGGUUUCCGAGCGUGUAGCCUACGAGCGCCUCGAAAAAUUGGGUGUAUCGGUUGGUUAUCAAAUACGUUUGGAGAGUGAAUUACCACGUGACAAUGGCUCCAUUUUGUACUGCACCACUGGCGUGCUACUGCAAAAACUGCAAACUGAUCCACUGAUGAACGCCGUUAAUGUUGUUAUCAUAGAUGAAAUACAUGAGCGUGGUGUAGAGACAGAUUUACUAUUGGCUUUGUUCAAAAUCGUAUUGCCACACCGGCCUAAUCUCAAGGUUAUACUAAUGAGUGCCACAGUUUCAGAGCAGGAAUUCAGUGCCUAUUUCAAUAACUGUUGUACGAUAUACAUCGAAGGCACGAUGUUUCCGGUUAAGGUGAAUUAUUUGGAAGAUAUUAUACAAGAGACUGGGUUCACCCGUUUUCGAAAUAAUCCGCACGAGUGUGCCAAAAAUAAACCGCGGCAACAUGGUAAACAGUUUAACCGUCAGAAUGCUAACGACUUUGCAUACACGGCAAUGAUAGAGCCAUAUUUGCGACAAAUAAAGGACAAAUAUGAUUCCCAAGUGCUGCAAUCCUUACGUUGCACUGACUCUGAGGGUUGCGAAAAUCUGCAAUUUAUAGAGCACUUAAUUUUCUACAUUUGUGAUACCAAGCCACCUGGCGCUAUUUUGGUCUUCUUGCCGGGCUUUGAUAAAAUCUCUAAACUUAAUUCGAUUCUGCUGAACCCCACCUUGCCGAUAGGCCAGCGUUAUUCCCGCAAGAUACAAGUGUAUCCUCUGCACUCAAUGAUGCCAACAAUGUUUCAGAAGAACAUAUUUCAGCCCUCCCCACCUGGAAUACGAAAAAUCAUACUCUCCACCACAGUGGCGGAGACCUCGGUCACCAUUGACGAUGUGGUCUACGUAAUCAACUGCGGACGCAUGAAGAUGAAUAAUUAUAAUGUCGAGGCUAACUUGCAGACGCUGGAAGAGACUUGGGUUACAAAAGCCAAUUCACAGCAACGCAGAGGUCGGGCUGGGCGUGUCCAACCCGGCAUUUGUUAUAAUCUCUUUAGUCGCGCACGUGAAAAAACAAUGAUCGAUCAUCUGGUACCCGAGAUAAAGCGGAGCAAACUAGAAUCCACCAUAUUGAAUUUGAAAGUGUUGCACAUAAAAGAUGUGGACCAUUUUUUGAAUACACUCAUGUCGCCGCCUGAUAAUCAAGCCAUUACGAAUGGUAUAAAUUUGUUGAAACGCAUCAAUGCUUUGGAUACAGAAGGUACGUUAACGCCUCUGGGCAUGCAUUUGGCACGUUUACCAGUCGAUCCACAAAUCGGUAAGAUGCUUGUAAUGGCGGCGUUAUUUCGUUGUAUGGAUCCCAUUACCACAGUGGCGGCAGGGCUCUCAUUCAAAUCGCCAUUUUAUACGCCGCUUGGCAAAGAGAAGGACGUUGAUCGAGUUAAACGUGAUCUCUCGGCCAACAAGAGAAGCGACCAUCUGUUAAUCGACAAUGUGAUGCUCAAUUAUCGUGAGUCAUUGCAAGAUGGUUCCGAACGGGACUUUUGUUAUAAAAAUUACUUAAAUAUUGCCACACUCCAACAGCUGGAGGACAUGAAGCGCCAAUUCGCCAGUUUACUUCGUGCAGCAAGCUUCACCGAAUCCGGCUCUUGUAAUGCGAAAACCUCCAAUGAGAACUCCAACAAUAUUCCUUUGUUGCGCGCAAUCAUCGCAGCCGGGCUCUAUCCAAACAUGGCGUAUUUAAAUAAAGUGCGCCGCACCAAGAAUCAUGUGAAUGCUAUACAUCACCUCUCCACACCAGAGGAGCGUCGCAUAAGUUUUCACCCAUCCUCUGUGAACAGUAAUGAGGCUUCCUUUGAUUCACACUAUUUUGUUUACUUUCAAAAGCAAAAGUCUUCAAGCGUUUUCAUUAUGGAUGCCACCAUGGUCUUCCCCAUGGCCUUGAUCAUAUUCGGCGAUGGCGUCGAAACGGGUUAUACCGAGCAUAAAGUAUUCUACAUAUCGGUGGCUCGCACUUACUACUUCAAAUGCGAUCCCGGCACAGCGAAAGUGAUGUUGGAGCUGCGUAAGCGCUUGGAAUGGCUUAUGCAAAAGCGUGCUUUAAACCCUUCACCAAUCCAGCCAAACAGUAGUGAAGAUUGCAUCAUUAAAGCCAUUCAUAUCCUUUUAUCACUCGACGAUGUGUACGACUACACUGAUCAAUAUCUCUCAUCCGAUGAAGAACAAAUAUAACCACAAUCGUGAGAAUAUUUAGACGACCUUGAAUUCAGAAAUGUUACAGAGACAUUAAACGUUUAUAUUACAUAUAAGAAAUGAAUAAAUAAAAGUUUGAGUAGCCAA
Messenger RNA from Bactrocera latifrons, 3134 nucleotides. It is a transcript of the gene Rhau, whose product is annotated as ATP-dependent RNA helicase DHX36. The record is from RefSeq and is a predicted model, not a curated record. Bases 213 to 3026 code for a protein of 937 amino acids. Lineage: Eukaryota; Metazoa; Arthropoda; Insecta; Diptera; Tephritidae. The transcript is spliced from 3 exons. Gene Ontology annotation, cellular component: intracellular anatomical structure; cytoplasm; nucleus. Gene Ontology annotation, molecular function: ATP binding; G-quadruplex RNA binding; DNA helicase activity.